AUUUGAACGGUACUCGCGCCAAAUUUUUCUUAUCCCUCAUUCUCGGUCAUUAUCGCUCCAUAUAAAUAGGCGCUCCCUUUAUUCUCUAACUCAGAUCAUGUUUUGUAUGGAUAGGGAGCGUGGCUCCGCGUUUUCCUUACCUCCUCGCUCCGAUUUGGCCGUCCACUGUCGUAAUGAGAAAACGGAUGAGAUGGGACCUCGCACAAUAUGAAAGGGUUUCAGAGGACUCGGAUCUACGUGGACCUUACCCACAUGGUUCUGUUUUAGCGUCAAGUUAGGAUCCGGACGCUUUCUCAAACGUAAACUUGUUCUUGCCAUGGUUUUCAAGCGCGUAUAAAAUGUUCGGUCCUCCCUCUCGGUCACAAGCAGGCAUACAACCCACUAGAAUGUUUAGCUCUAUCCGCACUCUUGAUAUUUCCAUUGUCCUUAUCGGUUUGAUUUUUGCUUGGCGCUUCUUUCGGCGUACUCGUCGUACUGCGCCAUUUCCUCCUGGACCCAGAAGGACUCCCUCUUAUCGGAACCUUCUUGACAUGCCGCCCCAGAAAGAAGGCUUACCUUCGCUAAAUGGGGGGAAAAAUAUGGCGACAUCGCAUCAGUUUCAAUUCUUGAUAAGAAAAGCUCUAUUUACUCGGAUAGGCCACUUGUCGCGAUGGGGUGAGCUCGUCGGGUGGAAGCAUUCGCUAGGUCUUAUGCCUUAUGGUGCGCGUCUUCGGAACCAGCGUCGCCUAGCGCAUCAGCUAUUAGGAAAUAAUGCCGCUAUAAAACAGUUUCUGCCAAUGGUGGAGCUUGAGACACAUCGUUUUCUGAAGAGAAUCUCUGAUAAGCCUGAUGAGCUCCCUGCAUAUAUCCGGAAGACUGCAGGAGCCAUCAUUCUGCAGAUCUCGCAUGGAUACACUAUACAAGAAGAGAAUGAUCCGUUUUUUCUAGUCAAUCUUAUUCCAACCUUACGCCACGUCCCAGAAUGGCUUCCCGGAGCUGGAUUCAAGCGGACCGCUCGAGAGUGGGCGUCAACGCUAAGUGAUUUUGUGGAAAGGCCGCAUACUUAUGUAAAACAGCAAAUGGCUGCUGGAAACGCUCGUCCUUCUUUUACUUCGAGUCAGCUCGAAGGUGGAGUGAGUGCAGAGGACGAAUCUGAUAUCAAAUGGCUUGCAGGAUCUCUAUACGCCGGUGGGGCCGAUACUACCGUUUCAUCCAUUUAUGCUUUCUUCAAAGCCAUGGUUCUGUACCCUGAAGUUCAGGCCAAAGCACAAGCAGAGAUCGACGCCGUGAUCGGUGAUCAUCGAUUACCUCGCUUCGACGACAGAGAACGCCUCCCGUAUGUCAAUGCUCUAGUUCUUGAAGUCACCCGAUGGCACAGCGUAGGACCAACAGGAAUUGCUCAUUGUGCAUCGGAGGAUGAUGUUCAAUUCGGUUAUUUUAUUCCCAAGGGUACCGUGAUCUUGGCGAACAUCUGGAAAAUGCUUCACGACCCUACGGUAUACAAUGAACCAUUCAAGUUCAAUCCAGACCGAUUUAUUCGAACGGACAACAAAGAAUCCGAACUCGAUCCCUACAAAAUAGCGUUUGGAUUUGGUCGUCGGAUUUGCCCUGGAAAGGUACUAGCAGACGCCUCUAUUUUCAUUUCCUGCGCUAUGGUGCUGGCGGUUUUCGACAUUUCAAAGUAUUCUGAAAACGGCAUUGUGUUCGAGCCCGACACCGAACAUACAGCAGGGACUAUCAGCCAUCCCUCUCCGUUCAAGUGUACAAUCAAAGCUAGGCAGGAAGGCAUUGGAGCUUAUUGACGAGGAAAUAAUUGCAUGAGAAAUAAAGUAGUCACUCCGCCAACUCCUCAGAGAAUAUGCUCAGCAAAGUCAGUUUCUGCGCCUUUUUGUUGCAGAGGUGAAAUUAUCUUCACAUCUUGCGGCUAUUGCUUCUGAAAUUCACAACAUCUUGUCACUUCUUGUAAGCAUACAUACUAGCAACAAGCUCCGCUCGUGUACUCCAUCAAACAACAACAC
Molecule: messenger RNA, 1997 nt
Organism: Desarmillaria tabescens
Lineage: Eukaryota; Fungi; Basidiomycota; Agaricomycetes; Agaricales; Physalacriaceae
Product: cytochrome P450
Exons: 15
Coding region: 339-1781 (480 amino acids)
Molecular function (GO): heme binding; iron ion binding; oxidoreductase activity, acting on paired donors, with incorporation or reduction of molecular oxygen
Source: RefSeq, a predicted model, not a curated record